AUGGAGGACCGUGCUUCAAUUUCUGAAAGCUUAACAUUCAUAAAAUAUGGUAAUAAGAAACAUCCGCUCAGCAACCGAGAUCCAACAAGAAAAAAUAGUUCAGAUAAUGAAAUUAUUAAACUUUUAGAAAAGUCAAAAGAAAAGGAUGGUAAACCGAAUGUAUCGUUACAUUAUAUAGAGGAAGAACCAAGAGACAUUUCAGAACAGUCAAGGGCCAGAAAAAUGAACAGUUUUUAUGAAAGUAAAGUGAAAACUGGAGGCCUUCACAUUGCCUGUAAAUCGGGGGAGAAACACAUGUGCAAAUAUCUCAUUAAUCGCUAUCCAGCCAUGCUUUUUCAGGUAGAUAAUGAUGGAUGGAAUGCAGCAUUAUGUGCAGCACAAGGAGGAAAUGUUGAAAUCUUAGAACUUCUGGCAGAAAAUGGCGUCGACUUGAAAUAUAAGAACAGAAUUGACAGUGAUAUUUUUCACAUUGCUUGUAUGAAUUCUCGAUUGGAAAUGUGCCAACAUAUCAUCCAACAUUAUCCAGAAAUGCUGAAACAGUUGAAUGCCAAAGGAUGGAAUGCUGCAUUUUGCGCCGCACACGCAGGAAAUAUUCAAAUUUUACAACUUCUGGCAGAAAAAGGCGUCGACAUGACACAUAAAAACAAGAAUGGCAGUAAUAUCCUUAACGUUGCUUGUAGCAAUUCUAAAUUAAAAAUGUGCCAACAUAUAAUUCAAUAUUAUCCAAAUAUGCUCAAGCAGGAAGAUGAUGAAGGAUGGAAUGCCGCAUUGUAUGCCGCACAGGGAGGGAACAUUGAAAUUCUACAACUUCUUGGAGGAAAAGGCGUCGACAUGACGCAUAAAAACAAGUAUGGCAGUAACAUUCUCCACAUUGCUUGUAGCAAUUGUAAAUUAGAAAUAUGCCAACAUACCAUCCAACAUUAUCCAGAUAUGCUUCAUCAGGUUGAUUAUAAUGGAUGGAAUGCUGCAUUGUACGCUGCACAAGGCGGAAAUGUUGAAAUUCUAAAACUUCUUACAGAAAAAGGCGUCGACAUAACAUGUAAAAACAAAAAUAACGUUAAUAUUCUUCACCUUGCUUGUAGCAAUUCUAAAUUAGAAAUGUGCCAACAUAUCAUUCAGCAUUACCCAGAUAUACUUAAACAAGAGGAUUAUGAAGGAUGGAAUGCUGCAUCGUACGCUACCGUAAGUGGAAACGUUAUUAUUCUAGAAAUUCUCGCAGAAAAAGGUGUUAACAUAAAACAAAAAAACAAACGUGGCAGAAAUAUUCUUCAUAUUGCUUGUGUUAAUUCUCGAUUAGAAAUGUGCCAACAUAUCAUAAAACAUUAUCCAAAUAUGCUUAAGCAAGUAGAUUAUGAAGGAUGGAAUGCUGCAUUAUGCGCUGCACAAGGAGAAAGAGUUGAAAUUCUAGAACUUUUGGAAGAAAAGGGUGUCGACAUGACACAUAAAAACAAGUUUGACAAUAAUAUUCUUUACAUUGCUUGUGUGAAUUCUACAUUGGAGGUGUGCAGAUAUAUCAUUAAAUAUCAUCCAGAUAUGCUUUAUCAGGUAGAUUGUGCGGGAUGGAAUUCUGCAAUGUGCACCGCUUUUGGUGGAAAUGUUGAAAUUCUAGAACUUCUGGCAGAAAAAGGAGUCACCAUAAAACAUAAAAACAAAGUAGAUGGUAAUCUUUUUCACGUUGCUUGCAUGAAUUCUAACUUAGAAAUGUGCAAACAUAUUACCCAAUAUUAUCCAGACAUGCUUCAGCAGAUGAAUACUGCGGGAUGGAAUGCUGCAUUUUCAGCUGCACGAGGAGGGAAUAUUGAAAUCCUAGAACUUCUGGAAGAAAAAGGCGUAGACAUAACACAUAACAACAAGCUUGGCAGUAAUAUUCUUCACAUUGCCUGUGCUGGUGCUAAAUCAGAAAUGUGCCAACAUAUCAUCAAACAUUAUCCAGAUAUGCUUCAGCAAGUAAAUAAUAGAGGAUGGAAUGCUGCAUUAUUUGCUGCACAAGGAGGAAAUGUAGAAAUUCUAGAACUUCUGGCAGAAAAUGGCGUCGACAUGACACAUAAAACCAAAUUUGGCGUUAAUAUUCUUCAGGUUGCUUGUAGCUAUUCUAAAAUAAAAAUGUGCCAACAUAUCAUUCAACAUUAUCCAGAUUUGCUGAAGGAGGUACAUACGGAGGGAUCGAAUGCUAUAAUAUGCGCUGCAAUAGGAGGAAAUGUUGAAAUUUUAAGAAUUCUCGCAGAAAAAGGCGUCGACACGACACAUAAGAACAAAGUGGGUAGUAAUAUUCUUCACGUUGCCUGUCUCUAUUCUAAAUUAGAAAUGUGCCAAUAUAUCAUCCAGCAUUAUCCAGAAAUGCUUAAGCAGAUAAAUGAUGAAGGAUGGAAUGCUACAUUAUGCGCCGCACAGGGAGGGAAUGUCGAAAUUCUUGACUUUCUAGCAGAAAAUGUCGUCGACACGACACAUAAAAACAAGUAUCGCAGUAACAUUCUUCACAUUGCUUGUAGCAAUUCUAAAUCAGAAAUGUGUCAACAUAUCAUCCAACAUUAUCCAGAUAUGCUUAAGCAGAUAAAUGCUCAAGGAUGGAAUGCUGCAAUAUUCGCUGCAUUUGGGGGAAAUGUUAAAAUCCUUCAACUUCUGGCAAAAAAGGGCGUCAGUAUGACACAUAAAAGCAGGCUAGGUGAAAAUAUUCUUCACAUUGCCUGUAAGCAUUCUCAUAUAGAAAUGUGUAAACAUAUCAUCCAUUAUUACCCAGACAUGCUUAAUCAGGUAGAUUACAAUGGAUGGAAUGUCGCAUUAUGCGCUGCACAAGGAGGAAAUGUUGAAAUCUUAGAACUUCUGGCAGAAAAAGGCGUCGACAUGACACAUAAAAACAAGGAUGGUUGUAAUAUUCUUCACAUUGCUU
Saccostrea cuccullata (small rock oyster) is the source of this 2887-nucleotide messenger RNA. RefSeq names its product ankyrin-2-like. The record is from RefSeq and is a predicted model, not a curated record. The annotation marks the transcript as partial. NCBI's taxonomy places the organism in Eukaryota, Metazoa, Mollusca, Bivalvia, Ostreida, Ostreidae. The transcript has 2 exons. Gene Ontology annotation, molecular function: protein binding.